This is a messenger RNA of Symbiodinium sp. CCMP2456, 1287 nucleotides long. The record is from the annotation of a GenBank genome assembly. NCBI's taxonomy places the organism in Eukaryota, Dinophyceae, Suessiales, Symbiodiniaceae.
AUGCACGAACGGGAGGUCUCGGUUGGCUUGCCGGAGGACUCGCCGACUCGAAGCACCACAGCUGCAUCCGAGUGUGUGGAGGACAAGCAUGCAAGCAUCUCGGCCGACUUGAAGGAGCCGGAAGAGAUUCCGGAGCCGAAGCCGGCUCCAACUACCCCGAUUACGCUGGAAACGCUCCAGGGUGAUUGGGUGAACAGCAUGGGUGCCAAGAUUCGCGUCGAGGGCACUCAGGUUUCUUUGAACGGGCUCGUCAUGAAGGCACAUCCGAUCUUACUGAACGAGGACGGUACUGUCAGCAGUGUGGGACGCCUCUGGCAACUCAAUGGCUGGUUGGAAGAUGAGAAGGUUGAGUUCAAGGAAGCUCCGAGCAAGGAAGUGAUGCAGUAUGCCCGGUCCGUUGUUUGGAGCAAGGUGUCUUCAGAGCGUAUGGAAGCCUGGACGCAGCAGAUGAAGGCCAUGGGCUAUGCAGGGUCCUCCAACAACCCUCUCGCACGUGGAGUCGAGGGCUGCUGUCCGGGCACAUCUGAUGCGCACGCAAAGCUGGUCGCGGAUGACGAAAACAAGGACAAGGCGGAACUGAAGCUGCUCAAUGACCUGAUCGCAAAGUGGAGAGUGCCCGGUGUGAUCAAGGUGGCCCCCCGGAAGGUGAUUCCGGACUUCAGCAACCGAGGCCACACUGGUCUCAGCGUGGAGCAUGUGCACUAUCUCGCGACCAGUUUCAAAGAGAAGGGCUUCCAAAAGCGCAAUGGCAACGAGGGUCAUGACAUCCCUGUUCUUGUGUGUGAGAAAACCAGCAGCGAGCUUGGAAAGAAGUCCAUUGAGAACUGGAGGGCGAAGCUCAAUGAUGAGAAGGGUUUUGCUCCGCAGGAGCACUACGAGCGACUCUUUAGGGGAGAGGAGCUCUACACCUCUUUGGGCAAUGGGCACUUCAACCAGGCUCUGAACCUUUUUUUCCGGGAAUGCCCCAGCAUCUACAACCAAGAGAAGUACACCAUUGGCCAGGACCGUGAUCUGAAGGAAGCUGUCUACCAGGGUGUGGGUGCAAUCGUGCUGAAGGCCGAGAUCCCUUUGAGAGAUCGUGAGACUAUCAGCAAGCUCCUAAACUCCAAACGCGAGUUUAAGUGGAACGUUCAACCGGAUGGAACCCUGGACAUCUCGGAUGCUUUCGAAGACACGCGCACCUGCAAGCAGUUCGAGGCCCUCAGCAAGGUGCUUGAUGCAGUGGAACUGAACUGCUUGGUGAGAUCUGAGCUCGGUGUACGGGACAGCCAUCGCGUUGGUCAAUGA